Danio aesculapii is the source of this 6716-nucleotide messenger RNA. RefSeq names its product bromodomain and WD repeat-containing protein 3-like. Gene Ontology annotation, biological process: regulation of transcription by RNA polymerase II; cytoskeleton organization; regulation of cell shape. Gene Ontology annotation, molecular function: protein binding. Gene Ontology annotation, cellular component: nucleus. The record is from RefSeq and is a predicted model, not a curated record. NCBI's taxonomy places the organism in Eukaryota, Metazoa, Chordata, Actinopteri, Cypriniformes, Danionidae.
AGCAGCACGAGCGGCGGCUGCAGGCCGAAACGCUGAGAGCAAAUACAACACAGGCCGCUCUUAGCAAGCAGAGCCCAGCGAACCUCCACCCACCGCCCGGACCGGGCCAUGGCGGCGGAACCGUGCUCGCAAAUUGAAGCCGAACUUUACUACCUGAUCGCCAGAUUCCUGCAGUCUGGACCAUGUCAGAAAUCCGCUCAGAUGCUGCUGCAGGAGCUGCACGAAUAUGAGAUCAUCCCGAAGCGCUGGAGUUGGGACGGAGAGCAGUUUAAGCGCAGCUUCGACGACUGGGUGUUGUUAAAUCAGCACAUACCUGCGGAUUACUUGUUGCGUGUGUGUAAGCAAGUCGGCCCACUGAUAGAUAAACACAUUCCUCCCAGUGUUCCUGGAGUCCACAGUUUACUGGGCACCGGACGGCAGUCAUUACUACGGACAGCAAAGAGUUCCUCUCAUACAGUAUGGAGUGGUUCUGCAGUAGCUGCCCUGCACAGGGGACGACCCCCAGAACCACCGAUCAGCUGUGCCAAAUCACCAAAUAUAGUGUCAAUCAUGGGUGCUCGCCAAAAAACAGGAGUGGCUCGAUUUGGCCAUGCCUUCCCCUCCUGCGCCUAUCAGCACAUGAAGAUGCAUCGAAGGAUUCUGGGGCAUCUCUCAUCAGUAUACUGUGUGGCAUUUGACCGCACUGGACGACGCAUUUUCACGGGUUCGGAUGACUGUCUAGUAAAGAUCUGGGCGACGGAUAAUGGUCGUCUGCUAGCCACGCUGCGCGGACAUGCAGCAGAGAUUUCAGACAUGACUGUGAAUUUUGAAACACUCCUUGCUUCUGCCAGUUGUGACAAGAUUGUCCGCGUGUGGUGCCUGCGUACAUGUGCACCUGUGGCUGUACAGGGACACACUGCUUCAAUCACUUCCAUACAGUUUUCUCCAUCAGCAUUGGGUUCCUCUCGGUUUCUGGCCACCACUGGAGCUGAUGGCAUGGUGUGUUGGCAGUGGCACUCAUUCAGCAUGAAGUUCUUAGAUAGGCCUGUGAAGUUUAUGGAACGCUCUCGUCCUGGAGUUCAGAUAUCCUGCAGCUCCUUCAGCUCUGGGGGAUUGUUUCUGGCCACUGGAGGAACAGAUCACAUGAUCAGGGUUUACUACCUCGGCACAGAAAUGCCUGUGAAGUUUUCUGAUCUGGACUCCCACACGGACAAAGUUGUAGCUAUUCAGUUCUGCAAUAACACUGACAGUCUCAGGUUUGUGAGUGGUAGUCGGGAUGGUACGGCGCGGAUAUGGCACUAUCAACAGCAGGAAUGGAAGAGCACUGUACUGGACAUGACCACCAGAUUACCAGGGAGUGCUGUGAUAUCAGGCGAUGAUAAAUCCACUAAGUUGGUGGUGACCAUGGUCGCGUGGGAUCGUUGCGACCGUUCCAUCAUCACCGCCGUUUCAAACUGCCUCCUCAAAGUCUGGAACUCAACAAAUGGCCAAUUACUACAUGUGCUGUCGGGUCACGAUGAUGAGGUGUUUGUCUUGGAAGCACACCCCUUUGAUUCAAGGAUUUUGCUAUCAGCUGGUCAUGAUGGUAACAUCUACGUGUGGGACCUUAGCAAAGGCCAGAAGAUUAAAAACUUUUUCAAUAUGAUCGAGGGUCAGGGUCAUGGUGCUGUGUUUGAUUGUAAGUUUUCAGUGGAUGGGCAGCACUUCGCCUGCACAGACUCGCAUGGUCAUCUUCUCAUCUUCGGCUUUGGGUGCAGUCAGCCUUAUGAAAUGAUUCCAGACCAAAUGUUCUUCCACACGGAUUUCCGGCCGUUGAUCCGGGACUCCAAUAACUUUGUUCUAGAUGAGCAGACGCAGCAGGCACCGCAUCUUAUGCCUCCGCCUUUCCUGGUGGACGUGGAUGGAAACCCCCACCCUCCUCGAUGCCAGCGCCUGGUGCCAGGCAGAGAAAACUGCAAAGAGGAGCAGCUCGUGCCCCAGCUGGGAUACAUGGCUAAUGGUGAUGGUGAAGUGGUUGAGCAGGUGAUUGGCCAGCAAACAGCAGAUGAGUCUCAGGAAGAAAGCCCAUUGGACGACCUGAUUCGGCAGCUCCAGCACCAGCAGGAUGAGCAAGUCAACCAGGGAAAUCCUGCAGGUGCUGAGGUGGCAGGUGGUCCUCUGUCACCCCCUAAUGUCGGCCUGAGGCGUAGUGGACAAGUGGAGGGUGUACGGCAGAUGCACAACAAUGCCCCUCGCAGUCAGAUGGCCACUGAGAGAGACCUGCUGGCCUGGAGUCGCAGAGUGGUAGUUAAUGAAGUACAGGCUGGCAUUUUCAGGGUGAUGGAAGACUGUAGGCUUGCUAAAGGAGAGGUGGAACGCUCUUACUAUAUCAUUGAGAAGAAGAGAAAAUCUGUGCCCUCAGCAGGAAGUCAGCCAGGUGACAACGUUCGCACGUUACGGAGACCACAGCGCAAGGCUCAGCAAAAAAAACAUGCAUAUCAGACCCGCUCGACUCGAACCAGGAGGCGCAGUGGAAGUGUUCAGUCCUUUAACCGUAGUGAAGAAACCGAGGUCGAAUCUGAAAGUGAAGCAGAGCAGGAGGAAGACCAGAAUGAGAACAGUGAUGGGACGUCUGAGGGGGAAACUCAGUGGGAGAAUGACAGCAGCUCCAGCGACUCUUCUAGUGAGUAUUCUGAUUGGACGGCAGACGCAGGAAUCAACCUCCAGCCACCAAAGCGAACAACCAGAAGGCAGGCCCGUGUGGCUGUUAGCAGUAGCUCUGAGGAUGAGGAGGGAACAGGACAGGGUGAAGGGGAAGCUGAGCAGACCACUAAACAAGCUGAAAAGAAGAAGAAACCUAAACAGACUAAACAGAGGUCUGUGCCUGCUGGAGAAUUAGAAGAAUGGUUGCCCCCUUCUUGGAUCAUGGAAACGAUCCCAAGACGAUCACCUUUCGUACCUCAAAUGGGAGAUGAGUUAAUAUAUUUCCGUCAGGGUCAUCAAGCUUAUGUCCGAGCCGUCAGUCGUGCCAAAGCCUAUAGCAUUAAUCCUCAAAAACAGCCCUGGAACCGCCUGGAUCUCAGGGAUCAGGAGUCUGUAAAAGUAGUAGGUAUUAAAUAUGAAGUCGGGCCACCCACUCUGUGCUGCCUCAAACUGGCCAUCCUGGAUCUCACCUCAGGGAAAAUGACCAACGAAUCCUUCAGCUUGAAGUAUCAUGACAUGCCUGAUGUCAUUGAAUUCUGGUGGCUACAACAGUUUUAUAUUGAGGCCAAAGAACGCAACUGGCAGCCUGGGUGACGUUUCAGGAGCAUAAUUGAUGAUGCGUGGUUUGGUUCACUGGAGUGUCAGGAGCCAUUUGAAUCUGAAUAUCCAGACAGCCUCUUUCAGUGCUACAUUGUCAGGUGGGAUAAUGGAGAAAGAGAGAAGAUGAGUCCAUGGGAUAUAGAGCCCAUUACUGAAGAAGCUCCACUGCCAGAGGAAGACGGGAACAGCGUUCCAGUCACAGAGGACGAGCUCCAGGCACUGCUUUACAGCCCGCAGGAGGGAGAGUGGGGUCUGCACACACGAGAUGAAGAGUGUGAGAGAGUCAUCACCGCCAUAGAUCAGCUGCUAACACUCGAUGUGGCAAAGGCUUUCUCCAAUCCGGUAAAUUUGAGGGAAUAUCCGCUGUACUGCACUGUUGUGGCCUAUCUCACUGACCUCAGCACCAUCAGAACAAGAUUAGUGCACCGUUUCUACAGGAGGAUCUCUGCACUCAUGUGGGAGGUGCGUUACAUUGAACACAAUGCUCGAACAUUUAAUGAACCGCAGAGCCCCAUCGUCACGGCAGCUAAAGCAGUCAGCGAUGUCCUGCUGCGGUUUAUCAGGGAUCAGAACUGUACUGAUAUCCUGGAUCUUUACAAUAAGAUGAAGUCUGAAUUCAGCAGUGAAGAAGACGAAGAGGAGACGGUGGAUGUGGACUCGGACACUCCUGGCACCUCCACUGGUCAGAGGAGGUCAAAUAGCACACCUCAGAAGCGUGGAGUUGUCCUGGAUAUAAACGCCUGGCACAAACAAUGCAAAGAUCUUGUGAGGAGAAUGAUUGUGAGCUCAGAUUCAGAGCCUUUCCGCCAGCCGGUCGACCUCUUCACGUACCCGGAUUAUCGGGAUAUUAUUGACACUCCUAUGGAUUUGGGCACAGUUUCUGAGACCCUGACAGGUGGAAAUUAUGAAAAUCCUAUUGAGUUUGCCAAAGACGUGCGGCUUAUCUUCAGUAAUUCAAAGGCUUACACACCCAACAAGAAGUCUCGGAUCUACAGUAUGACUCUGAGCCUGUCAGCGUUCUUUGAGAAUCAGAUCAUUCCCAUCAUCUCAGACUACAAAUCUGCAGUUCAGAAUCAGCGGAGGAGUCAACAGAGGCUCAUGUGCAGCAAGAGAUUACAGAGUUCCUCUCCCAACAGCCCCAAAGGAAAACAGAAGUCAGGAAAGAAAACCUUGCUGGUGUCUGCAAAAACCCGCACACGGAAAUCCUCUCAAGAUUCGAAUGUUGCACAAGUUGAUGAAGACAGUCAGCCUUCGUCUUCCUCCUCAUCUUCUUCCUCUUCCUCAUCCUCCUCUUCCUUUUCAUCCGAGCAGGCAGGAGCCAACAGAGUUACCCGCAGCCAAGUUACAUCAAGUAAAUCCUCAGGUGUCUUUCUACCAAACGGAGGUCGAAGUUCCCGUAGGAGACGAGCUGUGUUAACAGAAGAGGGAGAGGUUUCCGAAUGUGAGAGCACCAGCUCAUCUUCAUCUUCAACAUCUGCAUCUUCAUCCUCAUCUGCAACCUCCUCCUCUUCAUCCGAGAGCGACGACAGCAGUGCCGAGGUAAGCGGCUUCGCAGAUGGCGGCGAUCACGACUACAGCAAAGCUCCGCAACAUAAACAGAAAGGCAAAGCUCAAGCGCCACCACCACCACCUCCACCUCCACCGCCAGCUCCCACGAUUGACAACACAAAGAGAAAGAGGAAAGGAGAAGAAGAGCAGUCUGCAGAACCUGAGAAACGACCACGGCGGACAAGCAACAGAGAGGAGGAGGAGGAGGAGGAAGAGGAGGAGGAUAACGAGCCUGAAGAAGAGGAAGAACCAGAUGAAGAAGAAGAACCAGAGGAGGAAGAGGAGGAGUCAGAUGAUGAAAAUGUCAUUUCACCAUCAAAAAGGUCAAAUCAAAGGACUCCAAAGUCGGGACGGGUCAAUACUCGUAACCAAGGGCGUAGGACUGUUCUGUACAACGACGACUCUGAAGAGGAGGGUCCCACGUCGGACCCGCUGAAUCUGGGAAUGUCCCGUUCCGGAAGAGUCCGUCGCAUGACUGAACGUGCAAGGGUCAGCCAUCUAAUGGGCUGGACACAUUGAUGAUCCUUACACAGACUCACUACUGCAGGGAUUUUGUUUUUAGUACUGUCUUUGUUUGUUUUACAUCCCCAGACUUGACGUUCAUGACUCUUCCUGGACUGUGGUGCUUUCUCUUCUCUGUGGUUUGCUAGAAUCUACCACACCAUCGUCUAAUCAGCCACCUCUGCCUUAUUCUGGUCCAGAGCGGCAAAGAGUCAGUCGUUCUUCCCAUCUUCUGUCUUUCAGUUUCUCUCACUCCGAGGAGUCUAUCCUGUCAGAAAGAUGGUGCUGCUGUUCUCCCACUUCCAUCUUGCAUUCUUUUCAUAACCUUUUUUUAAACUAACGAUCAUCGAAAACACUUAAGUUUACCGUGUAAUUCAGCUGACUUGACUUCACUGUUAAAUCAGGUUAUGCAUUUACCUCUGUUCAAUAAUGAGAUCAAUCUGAGACGCAUUAAGUACUUCCAGAUCACUCGCGCUGCACCUCCUCCAUCUGAGCUCAGACGUGAGAGGAGGAUCUUGGGAAAUGUAGGAGAAAACGCACUUCUCCUCGCUCGAAUACACUUCAGAUACACUUUUUUUACAGAAUAUAUUUAUAUUUUUCCACUCUUGUAUGGUACACUCGGAUUCAUUCUUGGCUUUCAGUAAGGAGGACGUUCGUGUUGAUGAUGUUUGCACAUUUUAUGUCGAGUUUAUGUGGCAGCUGAUUGGUGGACAUGAGGUGACGUCUAAAUCCUCUAUUCUGACUGGUUCAGAUUUCAUGUAUAUUGAAACUGGUGCUUUCUGAAGAGUAACAGGCUGUUUUUUUUUACUGGUUUGGUGUUAAUUUCCCUCUGUGCCAUUUAUCAUGAAAACCGAAAAGACUGUUCUGGUUUGAACAGGAAACGCUCUCUGAAAGUCACCUAAUGUGUGUUCAGGAUGGUGAAUACAAAGCAUUAUAAACUGAAGAGAUCAAAUUGAAUCUGAGUUUGUGGUGUCAAACGGUGUGUCCAGGACACCUUUUUAACGCACUGGUACAUCUCUCUUGCUCUGUUUUGCUCUUAGUUUAUCCAGUGUCUUACUUUUGGUUUUCUCUUAGUUGCACUGCUGUGAGAAGCACCUUCUUCAUCCAGUCUCUAAACUGAUUUUCCUCCCAGUUUGAGAGCUCAGCCUGUCUGGAUACAGCAUUAGAAUCUUCAGGCUCUGUGUCACUUUGACAUAAUCUAACCAGACUGAGUUCAUUCAUUUCCUUUCCAUUUUCACAGCUUUUUUAUCAGGGUUGUUCAUGGUGUGACAGACGAGGCCUGGAUCUGUCAGUGACUAUGAUGGGGAAGAUGGUCAUGAUGAUGUUAGAUGUCAUAAGCUUGUGUGUUCAUUUUUUUUAUUUGUACACAUUUUGGAUUGUUUUUAUAAUAAAAGAUGUAAAACUGA